Messenger RNA from Pocillopora verrucosa, 987 nucleotides. RefSeq lists its product as uncharacterized. The record is from RefSeq and is a predicted model, not a curated record. NCBI's taxonomy places the organism in Eukaryota, Metazoa, Cnidaria, Anthozoa, Scleractinia, Pocilloporidae.
AUGUCAGAUUCACUUCAGACAGAUUUCUUAGGAAAGAACAGCAUUCAAAGCAGAAUGAGUCCAGAGUUCUGGCUGACAUUCAUGUUUGUGAUGUUCUGGAUUUAUGUCAUUAACGCCACUGGCCAGUGUCAUGAAAAUGAACACUCCAUCGGAAGAAUGUUCCUCAGAGGUCACACCUUUAAAACAUUACGGGUUGGAUUCCCUGAGGAGUGCUAUCUGUGGUGCGAAAAAGAAAUCAGGUGUCAGAGCUACAACUUUGUCAUUGGUCAAAAUAUCUGUGAACUGAACAAUCGUACAAAGGAGGCAAGACCAGAAGAUUUUGGGCCAGACUGGAAAAAAUUUUACAUGAAACGUUCUCAAAAUAGAGUCCCUCUCGGAUCCAUCAAGGACCUUCCAGCAGCAACGUGUGGUGAGAUCAAAGCGAGUGAGGGAGACGAGAUGGCCAAUGGGAAAUACUGGAUUUACUCUGAUGGUUUUGGAGGGGUCAUCGAGGCUUACUGCGAUGGGAGUUGGCAGAAGAUAAAUGGCAAAGAGCCUAUCUGCUUUGGAGCCAAAGAUGACCAAUAUGGUUCCUUCAAAAUGACAAAAAGUGGACAUGUGAAGACAAUGAAGCUUAUUCACAGGUCAGGGUCGGUGCGCUGCAGCAGUUCUACUAUUUCAUCCUACUGGGGCUGCAUCCACCCAGAAUAUGGAGAAACUUUGAUGACGAUCAUCACAGAUGCCAAUAAGAAGGCCAUUCUGCCCCCUACCGAAGACUUGAAAGCUUUUGUUUUCGGUUAUUAUGGUUAUUAUAAAAGAGAGCACUUUUACAAUCUUCCUGGAUAUCACCAUAAUUCAACUGAGCUGGUUUUUCGCAACCUCGUCAAUCCAUUGUCUGUCUCGAGCAACCAAGAGAUGCAGAUAUGGUACGGACAGGAUUGGAUAGACUUCGGAGAGGUAGACAAUAGCGGUAAAACCUGUGUUGAUGUGUAUGCAUGGUAUGGGUGA